Molecule: messenger RNA, 951 nt
Organism: Eriocheir sinensis (Chinese mitten crab)
Lineage: Eukaryota; Metazoa; Arthropoda; Malacostraca; Decapoda; Varunidae
Product: protocadherin Fat 3-like
Exons: 5
Coding region: 1-534 (177 amino acids)
Biological process (GO): homophilic cell-cell adhesion
Cellular component (GO): membrane
Molecular function (GO): calcium ion binding
Source: RefSeq, a predicted model, not a curated record
AUGCGUAACGAGCGCAACGCCCGCCUGGAGCAGCAGGUCUUGGUCACCAUUGUGGACGUGAACGACAACGCGCUGCUGCAGCCCUUCGACGGCGCGGUGCUGGAGAACACGGACAGCACGCUCAUCACCACCAUCCAGGCCGUGGACAAGGACGCCUCCCCAGAGUACAGGAAGACCAACGGGGAGCUGUGGACGACGGGACCGCUGGACCGGGAGGAGGUGAGCCAGUACCGCGUGCCCAUCCAGGUGACCGACGGCGUGCCAGAUCACGAGCGCAUGACCACCUACUGGAUCACGGUGCAGGACCUCAACGACGUGGCGCCCCAGUUCGACCUCUCGCAGGGGGUGUACGAGGUACAGCUGCCCGAGAACAGGGAAGCCGGCAAGCCCACGGGGAUACGCCUGGCCGUAGAUGACCAGGACAUAGUCAAUCACUUCACGUUCGAAAUCGUCGAGGGAAAUGAAGAGAGAAAAUUCCGGAUCGACCCGCUGGUGAACAAGCCGCUGGACUACGACUACCCCGUGAUGGACUGAAACGUGAGUCCCCUUGUAGGGAUAACUAGCUUGAGGGGUGCCGAGCUUAUAUUAGGCAGUCUCCCAGUACCCUUGGCGGCUAGGGCGUGAGGACUUCCUUGUUUACCGUAGUCCCACCAGUGAAGUAACUUUAGUCUUUGCACUGCUGGCUGAAUGGUGCCUGAUGGGGAAAAUAUCAAACCCUGAGCGUGGAUUUGAUGUUUUUAUGACGUCAGUAAAGUAUUUAUGAGAGUUCGGGAUUUUUAUAUUUUGUAGCUAGGGCGCGAGCAAUACCAAACACGGGGUAGUUAUUUUCAUGAUGUUAUUAUGGUAUUCAUGGGUGUUUGGGACCUUUUGGAGCUGAGCCACGAUUUACGUGCUGGGUUUGUCUGUAAAAAAACAAAGCUACAUUUCCACAAUUAGUCCCUUCUCCCAAUC